Messenger RNA from Manis javanica (Malayan pangolin), 5535 nucleotides. Lineage: Eukaryota; Metazoa; Chordata; Mammalia; Pholidota; Manidae. The record is from RefSeq and is a predicted model, not a curated record.
AGCGGGGGCACGCAUGGUGCGCUCUGGAUCGCCGGGGGUCCGCCGUCUGGCGCUGCGCCACGUGCUUUGAUCCGCGCUGAUGUCAAGUGGGUGUGGGCUCCUUAGAAAGGCCCAGGCGAGGACGAGGAGGGCGCGCGAUGCGCUGCCGGCGCGCUGAGGCCCCGGCGCACUCCGCCGCCCUGCGCCGUUGACCGGUGGCGGGCCCCGGCUCUCGCAGGGAGCGCAUGGAGCCGUGGCGCUGCCCACCCGGGGACGCGUGCCCCGCCGCCUUGGGGGGCCGGCGGGGGCCACCGCGGGGGACUUGCAGCCAUAACCAGCAGACCACAGCGUUCAGGCAUCCUGUGAGUAGGCAGUUUUCUCCAGAAAAUAGCGAAUUUAUUCUUCAAGAAGAGCCAAAUCCACAUAUGUCAAAGCAGGAGCGAAACCAAAGACCAUCCAGCAUGGUCAGUGAAACGUCCACAGCCGGGACCACUUCCACCGUGGAGGCCAAGCCUGGCCCCAAGAUCAUGAAGUCCAGCAGUAAAGUCCACAGCUUUGGCAAGAGAGACCAGGCCAUUCGGAGGAACCUCAGUGUUCCAGUGGUUGUGCGGGGCUGGCUGCACAAGCAGGACAGUUCUGGGAUGAGGCUGUGGAAAAGGAGAUGGUUUGUGCUUGCUGAUUAUUGCUUGUUUUACUAUAAAGACAGCCGAGAAGAAGUGGUCCUUGGGAGCAUCCCUCUGCCCAGCUACGUGAUCUCACCUGUGGCCCCUGAAGAUCGCAUAAGUCGCAAGUAUUCCUUUAAGGCCGUGCACACGGGGAUGCGAGCGCUCAUCUAUAACAGCUCCAGCGGGGGCUCUCAGGCCGAGCAGUCGGGCAUGAGGACGUACUACUUCAGCGCCGACACCCAGGAGGACAUGAAUGCAUGGGUCAGGGCCAUGAACCAGGCUGCGCAGGUGCUGUCUCGCUCAUCACUGAAGAGGGACGUGGAGAAGGUGGAGCGGCAGGCUGUCCCUCAGGCCAACCACGCAGAGUUCUGUCAGGAAUGUGGCCGUGUGGGACCUGGACACAUGCGGGACUGUCCUCAUUGUGGCCAUGAGGACUCCUUUGGCUUUGAGAGGCAGGAGCAAGAGGAAGAACGGCACCAUCCCCAGAGGGACCCACUGGAGGGCAAGUGGGACCGGAGCAAGGCCAGGUCCCCAUAUUCACCAGCCGAAGAGGAUGCCCCAUUUGUGGAUUUACCCGGUGGAGUGAGAGGCCAGCAGGCACAGCCCCAGCGGGCAGAGAAGAAUGGCACACUGCCCAUUCCGUAUGGCCCAGGAGAGCAGAAUGGGACUGGCGGGUACCAACGGGCCUUUCCUCCCAGGACCAACACUGAAAAGCACAGCCAGAGGAAGAGCAGCCUGGCCCAGGUGGAGCAGUGGGCCAAAGCCCAGAAGGGGGACGGCAGGAGCCUGCCCCUGGACCAGACCCUUCCUCGCCAGGGUCCUAGCCAGUCCCUGUCCUUCACAGAGAACUACCAGACUCUUCCCAAGGGCACCCGGCACCCUUCAGGGGGCUCACCCCCUCCCCGCAACCUGCCGAGUGACUACAAGUAUGCACAAGACCGAGCCAGCCACCUGAAGAUGUCAAGUGAGGAGCGCCGGGCGCACCGGGAUGGCACCGUGUGGCAGCUCUACGAGUGGCAGCAGCGCCAGCAGUUCCGGCACGGCAGCCCCACGGCACCCAUCUGUGCCGGCUCGCCGGAGUUCACUGACCAGGGCCGGAGCAGGAGCAUGCUAGAGGUGCCCCGCUCCAUCUCGGUGCCUCCGUCUCCCUCAGACAUUCCUCCCCCGGCUCUCCCGAGGGUCUUCCCUCCCCGGCGGCCACACACUCCUGCAGAGAGGGUCACUGUGAAGCCACCCGACCAGAGGAGGAGCGUGGACAUCUCACUGGGGGGUUCUCCCAGGAAGGCGCGAGGCCAUGCCACCAAGAACUCCUCUCAUGUGGACCGGCGCUCCAUGCCCUCCAUGGGCUACAUGACCCACACUGUCAGCGCUCCCAGUUUACAUGGGAAAUCGCUGGAGGAGCUCUCCCUGCUUCUCACCCGGUUGCAGCAGCACCAGGCCAGGUUGGCCAGUGUGCGGAAUUUCGCCAUUGGCCAGUUACUGCAGCACCAGCUGACUGUCCCCACCUGCCAGGCUGACGAUACCUACCUCCAGCUGAAGAAAGACCUGGAGUACUUGGAUCUAAAGAUAAAAAAUAAUGAGCCUUUGAUCAACGUGCUUUACAAAGUGCUGAAGAAGUCAGCACGGGGCUGUCAGCCCAGGAGAAGCAUGACUGCCCGGGACCUUCUCAAGGAUCGAAGUCUGAAGCCAGUGAAGAUCGCCGAGAGUGACAUUGACGUCAAACUGAGUGUCUUCUGUGAACAAGACAGGAUCCUCCAGGACUUGGAAGACAAGAUCCGGGCUCUCAAGGAGAACAAAGACCAGCUAGAGUCUGUGCUGGAGGUGUUGCACAGACAGACGGAGCAGUACCGAGACCAGCCCCAGCACCUGGAGAAGAUUGCCUACCAGCAGAGGUUGCUGCAAGAGGACCUUGUCCACAUCCGGGCGGAGCUCUCCAGAGAGUCCACUGAGAUGGAAAACGCCUGGAAUGAAUACCUGAAGUUGGAGAGUGACGUGCAGCAGCUGAAGCAGACCCUGCAGGAGCAGCACAGAAGAGCCUUUUUUUUCCAGGAGAAGUCGCAGAUACAGAAGGAUCUCUGGAGGAUUGAAGAUGUUGUUGCAGGCCUGAGUGCAAAUAAAGAGAACUUCAGGGUCCUGGUGGAAUCGGUCAAAAACCCAGAGAGAAAAACGGUGCCUUUGUUUCCUCGCCCACCUGUGCCUUCACUCUCGAUGUCUGAGAGCAAGCAGCCGCUGCAGCCCAGCCCUCCCACCAGCCCUGUGCGGACCCCUCUGGAGGUUCGACUCUUCCCCCAGCUGCAAACCUACGUACCGUACCGACCUCACCCGCCCCAGCUGAGGAAAGUGACAUCCCCCCUUCAGUCACCAACCAAGACGAAGCCCAAGGCUGAAGAUGAGGCACCUCCCAGGCCCCCACUCCCUGACCUCUACAGCCCAGAGGACCAGCCCCCGGCUGUGCCCCCUCUGCCGAGAGAGGCCACUGUCAUUCGGCACACGUCGGUGAGGGGCCUCAAGCGGCAGUCGGACGAAAGGAAGCGAGAUCGGGAGCAGGGGCAGUGUGUGAAUGGGGACUCGAGGGGGGAGCUCCGGUCCUAUGUCAGUGAGCCUGAGCUGGUGACCUUCAGUGCAGACAUGGCCCAGCCCUCCCUGGGACUCGUGGGCCCUGAGAGCAGGUACCAGACGCUGCCAGGCAGAGGGCUCUCGGGAUCCACAUCAAGGCUCCAACAGUCGUCCACCAUUGCUCCCUACGUCACCCUCCGGAGGGGUCUGAGUGCCGACAGCAGCAAGGUGACCCUCCCCAGACCCAAGAGUGCCUUGGAGCGCCUGUACUCGGGGGACCACCAGCAGGGCAAGAUGAGUGCCGAGGAGCAGCUGGAGCGCAUGAAGCGCCACCAGAAGGCGCUGGUCCGCGAGCGCAAGAGGACGCUGAGCCAAGGAGAGAGGACGGGGGCGCCCUCGCCCCGCUACCUCACCCAACUGCUGCCUGGAGAUCUCAGCUCAUGGAAGCGUGAGCAGGACUUUGACCUGCAGUUGCUGGAACGGGCCAUGCAAGGGGAAAGAAAGGACGAGGAGAAUGGCUGGUUGAAAGUGCAGGCCAUGCCUGUCACUGAGCUGGACCUGGAACCACAAGACUAUGACUUGGACAUCAGCAGAGAGCUGGCCAAACCAGAGAAGGUCUCCAUACCCGAGCGUUACGUGGAGCUGGAUCCUGAAGAACCACCCAGCCUUGAGGAGCUGCAGGCACGGUAUCGCAAAGCUGAAAAGAUCCGCAGCAUUCUCGCCCGGUCCAGCAUGUGCAACCUGCAGCCCCCAGCAGGCCAGGACUGGAACAGCGUGGCCAACCUGGACUCGCAGCUGCAGGAGCAGGAGCGCAUCAUCGACAUCUCCUACGCGCUGGCCUCCGAGGCCUCCCAGCGCAGCAAGCAGGUGGCAGCACAGCAGCUGGCCCUCCCGCCUAAAGGCCCCCUGUCCUCCAGGACGGUGCCACCUUAUCCCCCCUUAAGCAACGGACUCCACUACACCUUUGUCUAACACCUUCCAACCCAGGCAGUGACUGAUCCGUGACCCAGCAUGCAGAGAAGAAGUCUGAAGCCAGGGGCGCAGUGAAAGAAGUUUCCUCUGAGAAGAUUGAUCUUCCUUCCCCUAAGGACACUCCUUCCAGCUAAGCAGGAGUUCUCGCUGCAGGAGGAAGCAACCCACCCACUGUGGGGUGUUCACCACAGGGCUAGGUCCUGACAACCCUGCACCCCACUUGUUUUAGUUCAGGCUUCUUUUUACAAAUGACAGAGGCACUUUUGAUACACACUGUAAAAUACACUGUAUUUUAGAAUCAGAAUAUAUUUUAUAAUGUUCACCUCAAGGGCUGAGUGGCUGGAAAGGUGAGGAUGCAGGAUUCUGGAGUUGCAUGUACAGAUUCAGGUUGCGUGUGGGUGGUAGGUGUGGGUGGGGGGAGAAGGGCAGGGCAGGCAGAGGCCAGCCCAACAUCCGAUAAACUCAGGUGAAGGUUGGAUUUGAGACAUGCUUUCAGUGGAUUCCAGCUCUGCAGAGUGAAACUCCGCUGGGCUGGCAGGUGCAACCCAAGCUGUGCCUUGGCCCCUGGGUUUGGUUGAGGGGCAAUGGUGUGUUCAAGAGCUUUGGGUCCCAACCCACCCAAGAGGUUCUCUCAGCAAAGGGCUCUUAUCUGGUGGGGGGAAGGGGGAAGGCAGUUGGCUUUAAUUAAAAAAACAAACAAAACACCCCUUUGAAAUACAGAAAAAGAGAGAGGAAGCACCUUUUAUUGUAUCAUAAGCAAUAAUCUUCAUACUGGGUGGCAUCUACCUAAAAGCCCCUGACUGUACAUGAGACUGUGAUGGGAAUCCUGGGACCUUCGUUGCCUGUCCUGUGAGAACCUAGGUCAGCCUCCCUAGGACUUGGGUCUGGUGGCAGGAGGGCAGGCAGUGUGCCCCACCAUGCCCGAUGGCCAGCAGCCAGCAGGGCCACAGUGGCAAUACUGACUUGACUUCCAGCCUAAAAUGAUGAGGGAGCUGCCAAGCCAGGUGCAGUGUUGGUGGCCCUUAAGUCAUGAGUUCAUAAUAUUCUGCAUACAGAAAAUGAUGUUUAGAAGGAAAGAAAAGAAAGCUCCAUUGGGUGGAGCCACACUUUAAAUGAAAAUUUGUCUUUGACUUUGGUCAGAAAAAGUAUCUUGAAUAUAUUUAGAAGUCACCAUCUAUUUUUAACCAACUCCAUAUGCUGUCGGUAUCAACUUCAUGACACUUGCCAAAAUAAGAUUUUAUUUUUGCCUUUAUAAGAUUUUGUUGGAAAAAUGAAAAUAUUUUGCAAGGAAAAGUUAAUUUAAAUAAAAGUGUAAUGGUUUGCAAAAAAAAAAUGUGAUGUACAGAUUAAAAUAUUAGCCUGA